Molecule: messenger RNA, 2329 nt
Organism: Actinia tenebrosa (Australian red waratah sea anemone)
Lineage: Eukaryota; Metazoa; Cnidaria; Anthozoa; Actiniaria; Actiniidae
Product: membrane-bound glycerophospholipid O-acyltransferase 1
Biological process (GO): lipid modification
Cellular component (GO): membrane
Molecular function (GO): acyltransferase activity
Source: RefSeq, a predicted model, not a curated record
AAUAUGUAUAAAGAUAUAGUUGGAAUCAUGCUUGGCUGAACAAGAGACGUUAUGAAUAAAUACAUCGACUUCAAGAUUAUUCUACCGCUUACUGAUAAUUCUAGGCCACUAGUACUGAAUCCCACGUAAAAUUUGGGCCGAAAGCUGCUGUGAAAUGUGGUCUCUUUUGAAGUUAAAUGAGCAUGUAGCUCGAAUGACUAAACAGCCUGUUACAGUGGUAAAUGUAGUAAGCUGUCUGGUAUUUAGCAUUAUAUUUGGACAUUUUUACCGUAUUAUUCUUCAUCCAAGACGGGUUCCUCCAAGUGUCCGUCAUCUUGUUGGCUUAUCAUUAGGCUUUGCAUUUGGCUGGCUAUGUCUCAAAAGUGACUUGCUAAUCUUGGUUCUGAUCUGUGCUUUAUGUUACAUUUUAACAUGCAAAAUUCAUCCUACUGCUGUUCACAAAGUAGUGUUUGGAGUUUCCUUUUCCAUUCUUCUUGUUGCUCAAAUCUACCGUAUGGUACUCAGUUAUGGAACAAAUCAUUUUGAUUAUACAGGCCGUUUAAUGGUCAUUGUACAGAGACUAACAUAUGUAGCAUUUAGUCUUCAUGAUGGAGUUGGACGGAAGGAGAGUGAACUGAAUGAUGAACAGAAAAAAGACAAAAUAGAGAAGCCUCCAAGUAUCCUGGAAUAUUUUGGAUACAUGUUCCAUUACAGUGGUUUUCUUGUAGGACCUUCGUGUACAUAUGUUCAGUACAUAGACUUUAUUGAAGGGAAAGACAUAGAGCGAGCUCGAUCUAAUUCCAAGGGUAAAAGGAAAGACCCUUCGCCAUGGAAAUUCAUUAGAACCAAGCUACUGUCUUCAGCCUUCUUUGCUGUAGGAUUCGGUUUGAUUAGUCCAAGAUUUAAUAUUACACUUAAUGGAGAUCCAGAUUUUAUAGGCAGAACUUCAUUCCUUAGACGAAUUUGGUAUGCUUGGGUCAGUAUUGCUGCGUUAAGAUUCAAGUAUUACCUGGCAUUUGCGUUAGGCGAAUUGGGCUUGGUCAGUUGUGGCCUCGGUUUCAGUGGCUAUGAUGAAGAGGGAAAUGAAGAAUGGGAGAAUGCUAGGAAUCUCAAUGCCUGGAAUGUUGAGUUUCCGACAUCGCUCAAGAUGGUUGUCGAUAACUGGAAUGUAUCUACAGCAAAAUGGCUACGAAGAACUGUCCACGCAAGAGUCCCUUACCAGAAAGCUGCACUAACGUUUGCUACAUCAGUUAUUUGGCAUGGAUUGUACCCUGGUUACUUCCUGGUAGCUACUGCUUCCUUACUCCUCAACCAAGUAUCAAAAGCCGUAAGACGUGCUUAUGGUCACGUGUAUAAUGAUCUGUCUUCUAUUGGUCAACAAAUCUUGCUGCUCCUCCAGAUCGCAGUUAAUAUUCUUCUUCUGACUUACUGCACCAUUCCAUUCCCGCUGCUCACAUUUGAUCUUGGAUAUCAAUUCUUCAAAUCAAUGCAUUUCUUUGGCCACAUCGUGUGCUGCCUGGGUCUAGUAUUCUUCUACAUGCGUAGUCAGCCACGACCUAAACCAAAAGAGCCCACCCUUUCAACCAGCAAUACUAAUCACGUGAUCAAACCGGAACUGCAGUUAACGCAAGAAAGGAAUGGAGCGAGGCUACUAAACAACAACCCGCUACAUCUGAGACAAAAUCAAUCCCACUUCAAGGGAAGCUUUUAAAAAAGAACUGGUCACUUACUUGAGCCAUGAAGACUAGCCCYUUUUUACAGAGAUACCGCUGGGUCUGAUGACCACAGGCGCAAGUAUUCCUYGUUCACAAGUUUUCAAGGGAGGAAGGUUGCCGACAUUUUUAAGSCAAUCAAAAGAACGAUAAUACAGAGAAUUGGUCUUUAAAUAAACCUCUUUUUACCUCAGCCAUCUUGUUUUCCCAUUUCAGUUCAAGUGUCAUUGUCUAUAGUAUUAUUUCUUCUUUUAACGGAAGACACAUGAAUAUGGAUACGACUCAAACAAAUAAUCUUAUUSUCAAGGGAAAGACACGUGGCCCCAAAUGCGGGAACAUUGCGCCCAAGGUAAAAAGGUUAUUGCACAACAUUAUUUUGUUAAAACUUAGAGUAAUUGUGCCUGACAUUAGGGCUUCAAAAGUUGUCUUGCAAAUGGUUUAAACAGCUUGAUAAAGUUUCAUUAAUAUGAAACAUUGCAGCCCGUCAAAAUAUUCAAAUUUCCCAUAAUUCCUUGCUUUUUAGGGGAAACCCCAAUKUAUGAUGGGAAUGUAACAGUACUGAAUACGAUAUUCAUUAUUCAUUAAAAACCUUUUURUAUUUUUAAAAGUAUGUUUAAGAAUAAACAUUUCGCAAUCCA